Molecule: messenger RNA, 2114 nt
Organism: Annulohypoxylon maeteangense
Lineage: Eukaryota; Fungi; Ascomycota; Sordariomycetes; Xylariales; Hypoxylaceae
Exons: 1
Coding region: 439-1854 (471 amino acids)
Source: RefSeq, a predicted model, not a curated record
UCACAUACCAACACCACGCGGACGCGGUUAUCGAUUGCCCAGACCGCUAAAUUCUUCCGUCUUUAAUAAGGAAACUUUUCUAUUAUCAUUAUUAUUCCUGCGGCGGCCCGAUCCUGGUGCUUUCGCUCUGAGCCUCUAAUCUGGGGUUCAAAAUCCGGGGCACAAUCUAAGCCUUGGGUUACCUCCUGGUCGGUAAGAGACGAUAUCGACUCAAGCCUCAAUUUUACCUCCCUCCAGCCUCCAUUUGUCCAGUAGGAACAGAAAGUAGACCUUCCUAGUGGGGUCUCCACUGUUGAAAUCUUUGGACGGUGGUGGGCCUUGCUGCCCUUAACCGGCACACCGACCUUUAGUGUUUCCAAGCACAUUCUUUGACUCAUCUGGAGUGGCCGAGAGCUGUUCGGCCCUCUCUUGAACCCACUGCGUUGGAUUGGAACUUAUAUGUUCCGUCCUGCGCUUCAUUCGAUCAACAAACUCCCCUCCAACAUGGCAAGGUCUCGUAUUCUUAGUGGCGUGCUGGGCGCCGUCGCCUCAUUGGCGACAGCGGCGAUUUUGGCUCUUGAAAUCAUCAUAGCCCACGAACUCUCGGAGCUGAUUCCUUCGGUCACAAUCGCUGCGAUCAUCGCAUCAGCAUGGGAAGGGCUGAUUCUCAUAUUAUUAAUUUUUCUUUUUGUUAGAAGCUCGCGACGGUGGACGGAUUUCGGGAAAAGGAAAAACAAUGGUAUCUGGUUUGCAUUGGGCCUAGUUGCGAGCAUACUGGCAUCUAUUGCAUCUGUUGUGAUGCAGGUCAUGAUGAAAUUGUCUGAGAAGUUACCUGAGACUAUGCUUCAAGUUCGGUCGACCAACUUUGUUAUCGGAUCUGCUAUUGCACUCGUCUGUGCAUUCGUGGGACAACUCGCCUUCAUCGUCGUCUGUUUCGUUGUUCAUCGGUCACCUGACUCUGAACAAGCGCUGUCUCUUCAUACUAACGAGGAUAAUUCCCGUUUACCACACAUCCGUGUGAAGUCGAUCCCUUACAGUCGAACAACACCGGCUUCGAGCCAAACGAGGAUCCAGGAACGGCCAUUGACUGAUUACUCAAGCCGACCCAACUCAAGUGGUGGCCGUUCAAUGGCGGAGACUAUGAGCUCCAUUCGAACUUCGAUCUCUCACACGGUACGCCCUACAGGAUCCAAGACUAGGUUGUUAUCAUCCAGUUCAAAAACUCUGCGUCGCCCUCCAUCAAUCGACUCGACUGGAUACCGGGAGCGGUCAAGCGUGACGGAAGAUGGGUUUGAUUCUUGGGAUACUUCCUCGGUUGAUCCUCAAAAUCGACAGAUAGUUGUGGAUAAUAGUCCCCCCAUUCGUGCUCGUUUCCUGGAGACCAUCCCUGCGAGCCCGACAACAAGUAGAAGCCCAAGUCCCGGAUGUCCUUUGGAUUUAGAACCACCAAAACGCAACCGGAGAAGUCGAAGUUACAGUCCUCUCCCUAGAGCUCAUCAUGAACGCAGCUUGACUCCCUUAUCCUCGCCAGGCGAGCUACAUAUCCACCCACUUUUCCGAUCCGACUCUCCCGUUCCCCCACCGGCAGCUACUCCUGGAACAAUGGUCAUCGCGGCACCAAAUGCCGGUCAAACGAUAUCGGAAAAAUCUCUCACUCGAAUGCGGAGCGGAAGUUUACCUACGGGACCAAAUCCUCUGAGUCGACAAGGGAGUUAUGAGAGCUUCCGGAAGACACCAAGCCCUAAUUCGGAUAGACUUCGCGCAGAGGAGGCAAACGGAGAGAGAAAGAUGACACCUCCGAUCCCCGAGUGGAUUUUGAGUGCUGGGAAGAACGAGUUUGACCGAAUCCAAGAUCAAAAAGCUGCCGGGGCAUGAGACUCGGUUUGGUCCGCCAAUUGGACGUCAUGACUAAUGACUAAUUAUGACUCGUGAUUAAUAUUUUGUUCCAAUAGAACCCGGCUAGGGAGUUGCUGUUUCUCUAGAGACGUCGGGAAACGGAUCGGGUUUGGGGAUUACUGUGUGAUACCAUUUUCAUUAAGCGCGGCGUUGAACUACAUUCUCAACCUCGGGCUGAGGUAUCUAUCAUUCGCUCCGGGGAAUACCAAGGAGAUAGAAGAUAGACAUUGAAGUGAGAA